Molecule: messenger RNA, 507 nt
Organism: Leptonychotes weddellii (Weddell seal)
Lineage: Eukaryota; Metazoa; Chordata; Mammalia; Carnivora; Phocidae
Source: RefSeq, a predicted model, not a curated record
AUGCAUCCGCCGCCGCCCGCCGCUGCCGCGAUGGAUUUCAGUCAGAACAGCCUGUUCGGCUACAUGGAGGACCUGCAGGAGCUCACCAUCAUCGAGAGGCCGGUCCGCCGGAGCCUCAAGACACCAGAAGAAAUAGAAAGAUUGACAGUUGAUGAAGACCUCAGUGAUAUUGAAAGGGCUGUUUAUCUGCUCAGUGCUGGCCAAGAUAUCCAAGGAACAAGUGUGAUUGCAAAUCUUCCAUUUUUGAUGCGACAGAAUCCUGCUGAGACACUUCGGAGAGUCUUGCCGAAAGUUAGAGUAAGUUGGUGUGAAAUAAGAUUUGAAUUUACCAUUUUUCCAGUAGCACAUUGUCAUUAUCAGGAGGAGAUGUCAGAAUUUUGGAUGGGUGAUCUUUUGUACCUAAUUGUGGAGUGGAGGAAGUAUUAUAAUACACAUUUUGAGUUAUAAUGAAAAUAUUUAGGAAAAUUGGCUGAAAAUGGGAAAAAUCCAGAUGUUAAGUUGUAAAUG